GUCCCUCAGACACAGCGGAUCACCGUUCACGGAAAGAGCCGAAGAUGUCGGCUCGAUCAUUUGAUCAGCUGUGUCCAAUCACAGCUGAUCACAUGGGACAUGUACACUGAUCAUCAGGGCACUGAUGAUCAGUGUGCCCUGAUGAUCAGUGUAGCCCCAGCAGUGCCACCUGUCAGUGCCUUGUCAGUGCCACAUAUCAGUGCCUACCAGUGCACAUCAAUGCCACAUAUCAGUGCCCACCUGAGCUGCCUUUCAGUACCACCCAUCAAUGCCAAUCAGUGCCAUGUAUCAGUGCUGCCUUUCAGUGCCUGUCAGUGAUGCCUGUCAAUGCCCAUCAGUGCCACUUACCAGUGCCUCCUCAUCAGUGCCCAUCACUGCCAC
Staurois parvus is the source of this 381-nucleotide messenger RNA. The record is from the annotation of a GenBank genome assembly. NCBI's taxonomy places the organism in Eukaryota, Metazoa, Chordata, Amphibia, Anura, Ranidae.